AUGAGAAAAUUUUGUAGAAUCUAUUGGAAGGCUACGCCCUAUUGUUCUAAGUGGACUGUUUAUUUUUGCGUUCAUCAUAGGCCUAUCAGACACCGCCGUUAUGGAUAUGAUGUGGCAGUGGCUGAUAUUGUCAGGUACAUUAACGACCACGAGCAAGAAGACUGCUUACUGGUUGGGUUUUCAAGCCAAAAGGUCAAUCCUUUUCGCGAGAAAAGUUCUUGCACAGUUCUUUAA
Molecule: messenger RNA, 234 nt
Organism: Parnassius apollo (apollo)
Lineage: Eukaryota; Metazoa; Arthropoda; Insecta; Lepidoptera; Papilionidae
Source: the annotation of a GenBank genome assembly